AUGACUGAUAAGGACCACCCUGAGGCCCAGAUGGGCUCACUUCCCGUUAAUCCAAGGAUUGGCGAGGAAGAAGAUGUCAAUAUUGAAGUCGUGGAACUCGCCAACGACCUCGCCGCAAAAAUCAGGAACCCUCUUGCCGAGCUUAGCCGGACCCAGCUGCUUUACGAGGUUGAGAGCUUUGCCGCCGAAUUCCAGCUGGGAGAGAUUCUUCCCCAGUUGCGUAAGGGUGCUCUUGUCGCCCAGGAUCCUGCCAGCUUCGAGUCAGUUCCUGGACUUACCGAAGACGAGGCCGUUGCAAUUCGCAAUGAGGUUCUCCAUAAAUGGAGACAGCCUCUUGCCCUUUACUUUACAAUCAUCCUCUGCUCUAUCGGAGCUGCCGUGCAGGGAUGGGACCAGACCGGAUCAAACGGAGCAAAUCUUUCGUUUCCUCAGGCUUUCGGGAUUCCUGAUGGAAAGGACGACCCAAACGCGGCUCGUAACGAGUGGAUCAUCGGCUUGGUGAAUGCUGCUCCAUUUAUGGCCAGUGCUCUGAUCGGAUGCUGGCUCUCUGACCCCGUUAAUCGUCUGCUUGGUCGCCGCGGAGCUAUCUUCAUUUCGGCCAUUUUUUGUGUUUUAUCCCCCAUUGGCUCUGCUGUUACUCAGAACUGGCAACAGCUUUUGGUCACUCGCCUUCUUCUAGGAAUUGGCAUGGGACUUAAGGCGUCUACGGUGCCUAUGUUUUGUGCUGAGAACACUCCUGCGUCUAUCCGUGGUGGCCUCGUCAUGUGUUGGCAAUUGUGGACUGCAUUCGGCAUUCUUCUUGGGUUCAGCGCAAAUCUCGCCGUCAAAAAUGUGGGUGCGAUUGCCUGGCGUCUGCAGUUCGGGUCGGCCUUCAUUCCUGCUGUUCCCCUGCUCUUCGGCGUUUACUUCUGUCCCGAGUCACCUCGUUGGUACAUCAGAAAGGGGUCGAUGGCCAAGGCAUACAAGUCUCUUUGUCGUCUGCGGAAUACCGAGGUGCAGGCUGCUCGUGAUCUCUUCUUCAUCUAUUCGCAGAUCAAGAUCGAGGAAGAGAUCGCUACUGGCAGAGGCAGCUACGCCACCCGGAUCGUCGAAUUGUUCACCAUCCCGCGGAACAGACGGGCAACACUGGCCUCAUUCGUUGUCAUGAUCGCCCAACAGAUGUGUGGAAUAAACAUCGUGUCGUUCUACUCCUCCACCAUCUUCGCAGAGGCCGGGGCCAGCACCAGCGGUGCGCUCUGGGCAUCCUGGGGCUUCGGAAUGGUCAACUUCUUGUGUGCUCUGCCAGCCGUUUUCACCAUUGACACCUAUGGCCGCCGCGCGCUUCUGUUGUUUACCUUCCCGCAGAUGGCAUGGACUUUGCUUGCCGCAGGCUUCUGCUUCUACAUCCCCGAGAGCAACUCCGCCCAUCUCAUCGCAAUCGCCCUCUUCGUCUUUCUGUUCUCGGCCUUUUACUCUCCCGGCGAGGGCCCGGUUCCCUACACCUAUUCGGCCGAGGUAUUCCCCCUGUCGCACCGCGAAGUGGGCAUGUCCUGGGCUGUGGCAACCUGCCUUUUCUGGGCCUCUGUGCUGUCCAUCACUUUCCCCCGCAUGCUCAGCGUGAUGGGCUCGACCGGUGCCUUCGGGUUCUACGCUGGUCUGAACGUGACUGCCUUCGUGAUGAUCUUCCUCUGGGUCCCCGAGACCAAGCAACGCACCCUGGAAGAACUUGACUGCGUCUUCUCCGUGCCGACUUCCGUCCACAUGCACUACCAGGUUACCAAGGCCCUCCCUUACUGGGUCAGACGGUACAUCUUGCGCCAGGAUGUCCAGCUCGAGCCGCUUUACAACUUCGACGAGCCCGUCCCUCGCAACGACCGCUACGAUACCGGAACCAGCUUGGAAGUGGAUGGCUUUACUUCUAGCUAGAGACAACUUGGUAUUCCGGUUCCGUUCCGCGUUCCUGGAUAAAACUCGACACGACCCUGGUUUUUACUUCCUUUGGACUCAUGUUUUUACGCCUUCAUGCUCAG
This is a messenger RNA of Penicilliopsis zonata CBS 506.65, 2009 nucleotides long. RefSeq lists its product as hypothetical. Gene Ontology annotation, biological process: transmembrane transport. Gene Ontology annotation, cellular component: membrane. The transcript is spliced from 7 exons. Gene Ontology annotation, molecular function: myo-inositol:proton symporter activity. The record is from RefSeq and is a predicted model, not a curated record. NCBI's taxonomy places the organism in Eukaryota, Fungi, Ascomycota, Eurotiomycetes, Eurotiales, Aspergillaceae. Bases 1 to 1905 code for a protein of 634 amino acids.